Messenger RNA from Talaromyces amestolkiae, 354 nucleotides. RefSeq lists its product as uncharacterized. The coding region runs from base 1 to 354 and encodes 117 amino acids. NCBI's taxonomy places the organism in Eukaryota, Fungi, Ascomycota, Eurotiomycetes, Eurotiales, Trichocomaceae. The transcript has a single exon. The record is from RefSeq and is a predicted model, not a curated record.
AUGAGUGAAUGUCAACUAAUAUGCAGAGAUAAAGGCGCAAAAUUCACCCCAGGCUUCAUCGUCUUCUCUCUAGUAGGCUAUCUGGGUCAAACAGGCUUCAACAUCGCCGAUUCAUGGCACCAAGAAGACGCCGGCAAGGAAGCCGCAAAACCAAAGUCUAUUCUGGAGCGAAUGGCAGCGUCAAAAUGGAUUCCGUUGAAGGCGCUUUCGGAUGAUGAUUUUAAGGAUAUACUCAAGGAGAAAGUGUUGAGUAUUGAGGUUGAAAUUGCGUUGUUGGAUGAUAAGAUUCGGAGUUUGGAGGAGGAGCGUGCUGCUUCGGUUCAGAAGGGGGACGAAGAUGGGACGAAGAGCUAA